GGUGCAGACGCAGGCGGCGAGUUACGCGCAGACAGUCCAGCUGCAACUUUCCACUAAGCAUUUCAUUUACUGUUGUUCAGAAACCACGACCAUCCUUCACAGCGCUCAAACCGUCAGUCAUAGCUGUACAGCGCAGUUAUUCCCUUUGAAGACUCUCAUCUGCUUAUUUCUUCAAUCUGAUAUCACGAGCCUGUCAGCUCACCCACUUAAACCACAGAGGCGUACCUACGCCCUGGACUCAAUUUACGAUUUCGUGGUCCACGCAUAUCCGAACAGUAUUCCCUUCCUCCUUCAAAUAACCCAGCAUGGAUCGUUUCAACCGCAUGCUCGCCGCGGCCUCCGGCAUGGGCAUGGGUGGAGGUGCUCCGGGGCAGGACACCAACCUUGUCGACAACUCCGAGACGGUCUACAUAUCCUCCCUUGCACUGUUGAAGAUGCUCCGGCACGGUCGCGCAGGAGUGCCCAUGGAAGUCAUGGGAUUGAUGCUAGGUGAAUUCGUCGACGAUUUCACAGUACGGGUAGUGGAUGUUUUCGCGAUGCCUCAGUCAGGAACAUCUGUCAGUGUCGAAUCAGUCGAUCCCGUAUUCCAGACCAAAAUGAUGGACAUGCUUCGUCAAACGGGACGGCCAGAAACAGUCGUGGGCUGGUAUCACUCUCAUCCUGGUUUCGGUUGCUGGCUGUCUAGUGUCGAUAUCAACACGCAACAAUCUUUCGAACAACUUACACCUCGGGCCGUCGCCGUCGUCGUCGAUCCCAUACAGUCUGUCAAAGGCAAAGUCGUGAUAGAUGCUUUCCGCCUCAUCAACCCGCAGACAAUGAUGAUGGGACAAGAACCACGCCAGACCACAUCCAACUUGGGACACCUGAACAAACCCUCCAUUCAAGCCCUCAUUCAUGGGUUGAACAGACAUUACUACAGCAUCGGCAUUCAAUAUCGCAAAACAGGUCUAGAAGAGAACAUGCUUAUGAAUCUCCACAAAGAGGUGUGGACGGAAGGACUUGAACUACCACAUAGCUUUGACGGCGAGCGGAAACGCAACGAAGAAGGCCUGAAGCAACUUGUUCAUCUUGCCGACGGAUACGAACGCAGAGUUCGAGAAGAGAAUGAAUUGACACCCGAGCAGCUCAAGACUCGAUACGUUGGCAAAGUGGACCCCAAGAAGCACAUCGAAGACCUUGGCCAGCGGCUGAUUGAAGACAACAUCGUUGCUGUCUCAAGACAGGCCAUUGACAAGGAAGUUAGUGUGGCAAAGAAGGCGCAACAAGCCAAUGGUCACGGACAGUCAAAUGGCGGAGAUGGCUUGAUGGACGUGGAUGAACUGUAGGAACAUGUUCCCAGAGUGUUCGGCGCAACAAACAGGACGAAAGAACGG
This is a messenger RNA of Exophiala viscosa, 1373 nucleotides long. Its product is annotated as 26S proteasome regulatory subunit N11. NCBI's taxonomy places the organism in Eukaryota, Fungi, Ascomycota, Eurotiomycetes, Chaetothyriales, Herpotrichiellaceae. The record is from RefSeq and is a predicted model, not a curated record. Gene Ontology annotation, molecular function: metallopeptidase activity; proteasome binding; protein binding. The transcript has a single exon. Gene Ontology annotation, cellular component: proteasome regulatory particle, lid subcomplex. Gene Ontology annotation, biological process: protein deubiquitination; proteasome-mediated ubiquitin-dependent protein catabolic process. The coding region runs from base 306 to 1325 and encodes 339 amino acids.